CGGGUAAUAAUCAGCCGCAGUCGGGGAUUACCGAGGGGAUUACCGCCUCGUGACGGUCCCUGUAAUCUUCCCACUGCUCCAUCAAGGCGGGGAACUCUCGGUCUCCAACUCCAAUUACCCUGGACUGUAACUAUAGUUCCCUUCAUGCAUCCGAUAUAACUACUCCUCUGGCAUUCACUAUAGAAGAACUCCUCACUGACAACACUGACCAUACACACAUACACACAAAUCUCAGCAGUUACCAAAAUGUACGAAUCCUACCGCCCUCAUCCCCUCCUAGCCCAAGUCCCCUUGACCGUCUCCCCGUUCAUCAACCUCCCCACCACCGUCACCCUCCCCUACACCUACAAGUCGGUCCCAUCCACCAUCCCGCCCUCCGUCACCGUCGACCCCAGUAACCCGGACCUCAAACCCCGCUACGUAGUCUCCUCGAGCGGGGAGCACGCCGCCUCCCCGGAGGAGAUCCUCGCCGCGUGCAACGCCCUGGAGCAGCACCUGAACAAAACCCGCCGCGACGCCGAGAAAGCCAUCCGCGACUGGGAGGAGUCCAUCGUGCAGCGCGACCUGGCGGAGAAGCGACGCGUGGCGCCCGGAUGGCUGGACCGGGAGGAGAAACUACUGCGGCCGAUGAACGCGGCCGCCGGGUCGGGGUCACCGGAGGGGGGAGCAGCCCAAUCGAGCUUGCUGGACAGUCUGUCCGCUGCGGAUCCGGGGGCGGCGACCUUGCCGUCGAUGGUGCCGCGCGAUGAGGGAGAGGAGCUGGAUCGGGCGUUUGGGGGGUUGAAUGUGAAAUGAGCGGGGGCACAUCUGCUGGGGCUUGUUAGGCCAUGAGGAGCUUAUGAUGCUCAUGCGACGAGGACUCUAUCUCCUAGAAGAUACGCGCUUCGAGUUGGCGCUGUCGGUGUGUCAUAGGUGCUGCGCGCGCAAGACGGGCCAUGCAGAGAGGGCCCCUUGCUGGACCGCGGCACGUCAGACGGCGAAGCCUCGCAUCACCACGCCGUCGUGUCUGGAAUUGAGGCUCCAGGUACACAGCGUGCCGCGCAGUCUGCAUGAGCUGAAAUAGAUUGAAAGAAUGACUAGAUUUGUUCAGAUAUGGGACAGUGCAGGAUUGCCAUGUCAUAGAAGGCAUUGAGCGGAGUAGAUACAGACAAACAAUCCAAGCUACUAUCAAGC
Messenger RNA from Aspergillus aculeatinus CBS 121060, 1173 nucleotides. RefSeq lists its product as uncharacterized. The transcript is spliced from 2 exons. The coding region runs from base 247 to 795 and encodes 182 amino acids. The record is from RefSeq and is a predicted model, not a curated record. Lineage: Eukaryota; Fungi; Ascomycota; Eurotiomycetes; Eurotiales; Aspergillaceae.